Molecule: messenger RNA, 1219 nt
Organism: Saccostrea cuccullata (small rock oyster)
Lineage: Eukaryota; Metazoa; Mollusca; Bivalvia; Ostreida; Ostreidae
Product: TAF5-like RNA polymerase II p300/CBP-associated factor-associated factor 65 kDa subunit 5L
Exons: 10
Biological process (GO): transcription initiation at RNA polymerase II promoter
Cellular component (GO): transcription factor TFIID complex
Molecular function (GO): protein binding; RNA polymerase II general transcription initiation factor activity
Source: RefSeq, a predicted model, not a curated record
UUUCCUCUGUCAGAAAUUCUGGAAAUCGUGGGAAGAAUGUAGGAAACGUGAUGAAGAGAGUAAGACAUGAACAGAUAAAUGUUUCUGUUCAUCACUAUUUGAAAAGGAGGCAGUAUUUAGAAAAUGAAACUUCUCAGAAAAAGGAAUCUAAAUGGGUGCAGAAUAUCAGUGAUAUGGCUGUGAAGAAUGCUAGUAAUGGGGAGGUAACUGUGGACAAUCUUCUGACCUUCAGUAGCUUCAGUGGGGAUGCUAGUGCCUGUGAUGAACAGUUCUCCAGGUUGAAAUCGUACAUAAACAGAGGAAGUGAACCAUAUAAAAGUCAGCUUCAGCCCUUACUUUAUCCUGUUUUUGUUCAUCUGUACCUAGACCAACUGUGUAAUGGUCACAAGACUCCAGCACAUAGAUUCUACAGUAAGCAUGUGAAGUUGUUUGACAAUGAGAAGUCAUACAGCCAGACCCUGGAGUCAAUACACAAGCUGUACAACAGUACUGAUGUCAUGGGCUGUCUAGAGGCCACAGAUUUCAGGGAGAAUAAAUUUAAGAUCAGGUUAUCUGAAGGAGCCUUGGAGUAUCUGCUGAGACAUCUGAAGCAUGAAGACAACAGCACAAUAUUUCAGAUUUUUAAUCAAAAUGUUAAACUGGAAAAUACAGUUGAGGAGGAGACAAAAGGGAGACUAGAACUGAGUGAGGGACUGAAUGUACCGAAGGAGGAAUCUAAAGAGAUAAAGGACGAUCCAGAGGAUAUAGAGGCCCUAGCGACAUUACAGCUGUCAAUCAAACAAGUGAGGGAGGGGCCACCAUGUCUACCCUCCAUCUGUUUCUACACAUUUAUUAAUGCUUAUCAAGGGUUGUGUACAGUUGACAUCUCCCCAGAUAAGACUUUACUGAGUGCAGGAUUUGAGGACUCUUCCAUCAAGUUGUGGAGCACCACCCCCAGUCUUCUCCAAUCCACCCCUCAAACAGUGGAUCCCUGUAAACUGUACAUAGCAGCCGACUACUGGAAUGUGGACAUCAUGGAGGAAUGUAAACCCCGGUACACUGAGACUGUGACCUUGAGGGCACACAGCGGUACAGUGUACAAGACCUGCUUCUCUCACGACUCCAAGUAUCUAAUGUCAGCCUCAGAAGACGCUACUGUGCGCCUGUGGGAUCUAGACACACACACUAACAGGGUCUGCUACAGAGGUCACAAUGCUCCAGUGUGGGACCUAGAUGUCGG